Micropterus salmoides (largemouth bass) is the source of this 496-nucleotide messenger RNA. Its product is annotated as ras-interacting protein RIP3-like. The record is from RefSeq and is a predicted model, not a curated record. Bases 126 to 461 code for a protein of 111 amino acids. The transcript has 3 exons. NCBI's taxonomy places the organism in Eukaryota, Metazoa, Chordata, Actinopteri, Centrarchiformes, Centrarchidae.
UGGCUGCAGGCGGUUUAGUGGCUACUUUGCAGGCAGCAGGUGCUGCUGGUCUGUCAGGAACUGCCACUGCAGCUGUGGCCGGCGUUGGAGCAGCAGUUGGAGCAGCAGGCUCCUACGCUGCCAGCAUGAUGUCUGCUGCUGCAGGUGCAAAUGCAGGAGCGGCGGCUGCAGGAGGUGCAGCUGGUCUGUCAGGAGCUGCCACUGCAGCUGUGGCCGGCGCUGGAGUAACAGUUGGAGCAGCAGUGGGAUGGAUGGCUAGCUUCAUCAGAAAAUCACAGAAUGUCAGUCAGGAACUAGCACAGGAGCAGCAGCAGCUAGAGUAUCAGCAAGAGCAGCAGUCACAGCAUCAACUGGAGCAGCAGUGGGAGCAGCAGUGGGAGGAGCAGUGGGAGGAGCUGCUGGAGGAGCAGCUGGAGCAGAAGCUAGAGCAGAAGCUGGAGCAGAAGCUGGAGCAGCAGUGAAAGGAGCAGUGGGGUCGCUGGCAAACUUUAUCAGA